AUCUGUUACAUUAUCUUCUCCCCUGUAUUUCAAUUGUCUCAGCAUCGACGAUCACCUAUGCCUCGCUGCACACACAAAGGCUGCGGCCAGGAUUAUGACGCCGCGAACAAUGCCGAAGAGAGCUGCACCUAUCAUCCCGGCGGCCCCGUCUUCCAUGAAGGGCUCAAGUCCUGGUCGUGUUGUUCGGCAGUGAACAAGCCUGUUCUGGAUUUUGACGACUUUAUGAAGAUAGCAGGUUGUACUAAAGGGGCACACACGGACGAGGCCCCCAAAGUGGAGGCCCCGCAGUCGUCCGCGAAUGUGGACCUCAAAAUGACGGGCUCAACGCAAAGCGGGACGGAAACUUACUCUUCCUUACCGUUGGGUGUGCGAGCGGCCGUGCCAGCUGCGCCCGCACCUCCACCAGCACCAGCACCAGUAGAUGAAGAAGAGGACGAUCUAUCCGCUUCAGUGGCGGCGGGCACAAAAUGUAGACGCAGCGGUUGCCAGACGGUGUACGAAAGUGACGAUGUGAAUCGUGCCGGGGAUGGCCCUGGGACUGUGUGUACAUAUCAUCCCAAACCUCCAAUCUUUCAUGAGGGAAGCAAGGGUUACCUGUGCUGCAAACGGCGUGUCCUAGAGUUCGACGAAUUCCUCAAGAUUGAAGGGUGCACGAAGGGUCGUCAUGUGUUCGUCCCGAAGAAUCAAGAGCAGACCACUGAGCAGUUCACGGAGUGCCGUAUUGACCACUAUCAGACCCCAACGGACGUCCACGUCUCCGUGUUCGCCAAACAAGCCGAUCGAGAACGUAGCACUAUCAAGAUAGAGGAUAACUCGAUUCACCUCGAUCUCUAUCUGCCGGGUUCCAAGCGCUUCCGCAAAUCAUUGGAGCUUUUCGGUCCAGUUAAUGCUAGCGCAUCUAGCUUCAAGUACUUCGGCACAAAGGUUGAGGUGCUCCUCAAGAAGCAAGAUACUCGAAGUUGGACAAUCCUGGAGAAGCCUACAAGGGACCUUGGCCCGGUUGCAUUGACGUUCGGCGUGGGUGGCAGGACAGGCACAAUCGGUGCUAAGGAAAUUGUCCUGGACGACAUGAACAGGGCCAAUAAAAUCCAAGCAUGAGCGUAAGAUACAGAUGCAAUAUGCAGCACGGCGACAUCUGGGUUGUGGUCUAUGAUACUAUUCUAGUGUUGUGCAUACGCAAUGAUGAUCGUGGUGUAAAUGAUCA
Molecule: messenger RNA, 1204 nt
Organism: Postia placenta MAD-698-R-SB12
Lineage: Eukaryota; Fungi; Basidiomycota; Agaricomycetes; Polyporales; Adustoporiaceae
Exons: 7
Coding region: 58-1098 (346 amino acids)
Source: RefSeq, a predicted model, not a curated record